Messenger RNA from Tribolium madens (black flour beetle), 1025 nucleotides. RefSeq names its product electron transfer flavoprotein subunit beta (gene Etfb). Gene Ontology annotation, molecular function: electron transfer activity. Gene Ontology annotation, cellular component: cytosol. Lineage: Eukaryota; Metazoa; Arthropoda; Insecta; Coleoptera; Tenebrionidae. The coding region runs from base 112 to 873 and encodes 253 amino acids. The record is from RefSeq and is a predicted model, not a curated record. The transcript is spliced from 3 exons.
CCUAGUUAUGAAACGUCAACUUUGAUAAAAGUGUCAAAGUCCAAUGGUCCAAAUCUUGUAAUAUCUUCCAAAUAUUCAUUUAUUUAAUUCCUUUACAACCUUUUUAUUGCAAUGGCUCGCGUUUUAGUUGGAGUUAAAAGAGUCAUCGACUAUGCCGUUAAAAUUCGUGUUAAACCUGACAAAACUGGAGUCGUUACCGAUGGAGUGAAACACUCGAUGAACCCCUUCGACGAAAUUGCCGUCGAAGAAGCUGUUCGCAUGAAAGAAAAGAAACUAGCGUCUGAAAUUAUCGCUGUUUCUUGUGGACCAACACAAGCCCAAGAAGUCAUCAGAACUGCCCUUGCUAUGGGAGUUGACAAGGGAAUUCACGUCGAGGUUUCAGGGGCCGACUAUGAAACCCUUCAACCGAUCCACGUUUCAAAAAUCUUGGCCAAACUUGCUGAAAAGGAAAAAGCCGAUUUGAUCAUUGUUGGCAAGCAGGCAAUUGAUGACGACUCGAAUCAGACAGCUCAAAUGACUGCUGCUGCUUUAGAUUGGCCUCAAGCUACGUUUGCUUCAAAGAUAGAAAAGGGUGAUAAAGAAAUCACUGUAACCAGAGAGGUUGAUGGGGGCUUGGAGACGAUUAAAUGCAAAAUGCCGGUUGUGAUAAGUGCCGAUUUGCGUUUGAACGAGCCUCGUUAUGCUACACUGCCAAAUAUCAUGAAAGCAAAGAAGAAGCCCAUUACUAAAAUGACUCCUAAGGAUUUAGGAGUUGAUGUGUCUCCUAGGAUCAGUGUUGUCAGUGUGGAAGACCCACCGGUGCGUCAAGCUGGAGCCAUUUUGCCCGAUGUGGAUGCUCUUAUUGGAAAAUUGAAAGAAGGUGGUCAUGUUUAAGUACAAAUGUGAUGUUAGGUGCAACUGUAAAUUUUUAUAAAAGCAUAUUUUUACUAAGAAACAAGUUUUUCUUUAUUCAGCUUUACACAACAGUUAAUGCUUUAUUCUUAUUGUACCAAGUCUAUGCACCAAAAUAUAGCAAUAAUAAACUA